Scedosporium apiospermum is the source of this 951-nucleotide messenger RNA. RefSeq lists its product as uncharacterized. Gene Ontology annotation, cellular component: cytoplasm; nucleus; ribonucleoprotein complex. Lineage: Eukaryota; Fungi; Ascomycota; Sordariomycetes; Microascales; Microascaceae. The record is from RefSeq and is a predicted model, not a curated record. Bases 1 to 951 code for a protein of 316 amino acids. Gene Ontology annotation, molecular function: mRNA binding. The transcript has 5 exons.
AUGGGAUCUGAUGCUACUACGAUGCGUGAGGUCGAGCCGGGUAAUAAGACGGGAGUUUAUUACAUCACGAUUUCCAACCUGCCGUUCAACACACAAUGGAAAGACCUCAAGGACUACGUGAGGACGGUGUGCGACGUUGAUUAUGCAGAGGUCUUCAAUGCGAGCACCCAUGCGUGGGUGAGGAUCAUCGGACACGAUGAAUUCCGCAAGGCCUUCGCGCUCCUCAAUGGUGGUCUUUUCAACGGCAGAUACCUCGUUGCCGAUGGUAGGAACGAGAAGGAGAAAAUCUCGAUUCGAACCUUGAUCAACUGGAGUCCGGGAUCACCGAGUACGAUGUCGGUGGACGGAGGGGUAAGGCUGGACUAUUUCACGGCCAACGGGGGCACGCCGCUUGACGAGGGCAUGGAAAGGCUUGGCAUGACUGGCGCCGAUUCCUAUUACCGGACCGACGGGUACGGAGCCGGCGCCUACAGCAUGGCUGGGUACCCGAACUCUGGUGAAAGUGGGGGUUAUAACCAGGGCACCCAUUCUGACAUGUAUGGCCGUGGCUUUGUGAGCAGUCACUGCUUUUCCGAUGCCGAGUACCGAUCAGGGCCGGACGGCCAUGCAUGGGAUUACGGGAGUUCGGGUUACGGUUACCCCGAAGCUGUGAGCCCGAAGCCUUCAAAGUCGCACAGCAACAAAAAGGCCAAAGGACAGGGAAGCAGUGGCGAGGGCGGCGGCAGCUCAAAGGCAAAAUCAAAGAGCAAAGACAAGGCCAAGGCCAAGGCUGAGAAUAGUUGGGAUUCUAAAGAGCAUGGGUCAAGCAAGAAGGCUAAGGACAAAAUGACCGCCACUUCAUCGAAAUCGCUGCUGCCCCCUGUCCCGGUCAUUGUGGACGGCUCGAGCAACAAGAGGACUGUAGACGAUAAGGAGAGUAAGAAGAAGGAAGAGAGGAAGAAAAAGAAGUAG